AUGCAAACGCUUCCAUUCCCUCAUGAGAUUCUUCUGCUGGUCUUCCAGCACCUGACAAAGAGAGAUCUUCUGAACCUCAGCGUGUGCAGUUCAGAGCUACGGUAUACCCUUAAACCGUACAUUCUUCGGGAGGUCAAGUUUGACUGGGGGUUCAUCCUUCGAGAGUUCAACCAUCUGUUGAUAAAAAGAGGUCAGAAGAGAGACUGCGACGGUGAACUGUUGCAAGUCUCUAGGGAUUGUGAGGCCUUAUCGCUGCGCCAGUUUGUUGAAAAGAUCUUCGUCACACAGGGUAAUCUCCAAAAUGAAUGGAACUUCAACUUUGGUGCGAUGGUGAGCCAAUUUGCCAAUCUGACUGAGUUGAAGUUGACCAUCGAGAGCUCGUCGAGCUUCCUCAAGUACAACGACUCUCUACAGUCGAUAAAGAAGCUGGAGCUCUCGACGAUUGCGGAAGGGUCUAUCUUCAACCUGAACCAUUGUCAGCACUUCACGAAGCUGACCACCUUGAAGAUCAAUGGCUUCUGUGUGGACUUUGAUCCAGAGGACACUAGAGACUUACCAUUUGUUAUCAAGGACCUGGAGCUGAUCAACUGCUCAUGGAGCUAUCCCUUCCAGCUCAGCCAUUUUGGACAUGCCAUCACAACACUACAGCUAACCUAUAUCAACCAUCAGUUCAUACUGAGCGAAAGGUUCAGAGAGUUUCUACACAACCCAAGCUUACCAAACUUGCAAUACCUGACCAUUUCGAAUCAGAAUGUCCUGACAUUACACAUAACGUACAGGAUCAUGAAGUUUUUGAAGAACAUACCAAAUCUACAAAGGCUGUACCUCCUGGGAAAGAUAACGAAUGAGACUAUAGACAACUUCACUGUGCACGACUUGGAGAACAAGGUACGGUACGUGCUGAACGUGAACAACGUCAAGAUCUUCUACUCCUCGUUUGUCGACGCUUCAAGGAGUAUUGUCUGA
Williopsis jadinii is the source of this 966-nucleotide messenger RNA. Its product is annotated as F-box protein. The record is from RefSeq and is a predicted model, not a curated record. The coding region runs from base 1 to 966 and encodes 321 amino acids. Gene Ontology annotation, molecular function: protein binding. Lineage: Eukaryota; Fungi; Ascomycota; Saccharomycetes; Phaffomycetales; Wickerhamomycetaceae. The transcript has a single exon.